This is a messenger RNA of Plectropomus leopardus (leopard coralgrouper), 2053 nucleotides long. It is a transcript of the gene sptlc1, whose product is annotated as serine palmitoyltransferase, long chain base subunit 1. Lineage: Eukaryota; Metazoa; Chordata; Actinopteri; Perciformes; Serranidae. Gene Ontology annotation, cellular component: endoplasmic reticulum. Gene Ontology annotation, biological process: ceramide biosynthetic process; sphingosine biosynthetic process. Gene Ontology annotation, molecular function: serine C-palmitoyltransferase activity; pyridoxal phosphate binding. The record is from RefSeq and is a predicted model, not a curated record.
CACCGAUGACGUUGCAGUAGGAAGAUAAACAUGGCGUCGGGGCAGCAGUGGGUGUUGGUGGAAAUGGUGCAAGCAUUUUAUGAGGCUCCUGCCUACCACUUGAUUCUGGAGGGGAUCCUCAUCCUGUGGAUCAUCAGACUGCUGUUCUCUAAGACCUACAAGCUGCAUGAGACCUACAAACUGACAGAGAAGGAAAAGGAGGACCUGAUUGAGGAGUGGCAGCCAGAGCCUCUCGUCCCUCCUGUCUCCAAAGAUCAUCCUUCCCUCAAUUAUGAUGUUGUCACAGGGCCUCCCAGCCACAAAAUCAUUAUCAAUGGAAAAGAGUGCAUUAACUUUGCAUCAUUCAACUUCCUGGGUCUCCUGGACAAUGAGCGGGUUAAGCAAAAAGCUUUGGCAUCACUCAAGAAAUACGGUGUGGGCACAUGUGGUCCGAGGGGCUUCUAUGGGACUUUUGAUGUUCACCUGGAGCUGGAGAGUCGCCUGGCCAAAUUCAUGAAAACAGAAGAGGCCAUCAUCUAUUCCUACGGCUUUGCAACCAUUGCCAGUGCCAUCCCUGCCUACUCCAAGAGAGGGGACAUCAUCUUUGUGGAUGAAGCCGCCUGCUUUUCCAUCCAGAAGGGUCUUCAGGCAUCCCGCAGCUUCAUCAAAUAUUUCAAACACAAUGACAUGGAGGAUCUGGAGAGGCUGCUGAAGGAGCAGGAGCUGGAGGACCAGAAGAAUCCUCGUAAGGCUCGAGUGACCCGGAAGUUCAUAGUGGUGGAGGGGCUGUACAUUAACACUGCAGACAUAUGUCCUCUUCCUGAACUGGUGAAGCUGAAGUACAAGUACAAGGUGCGGAUCUUUCUGGAGGAGAGCAUGUCUUUUGGCGUGUUGGGAGAACACGGCCGAGGAGUCACAGAACACUUUGGGGUCAAUAUAGAUGACAUUGAUCUGAUCAGUGCCAACAUGGAGAACGCUGUGGCUUCCAUUGGAGGCUUCUGCUGUGGACGCUCCUUCGUCAUCGACCACCAGCGUCUGUCGGGUCAGGGCUACUGUUUCUCUGCCUCGCUGCCUCCCAUGCUGGCUGCUGCUGCCAUCGAGGCCCUCAACAUCAUGGAGGAGGAUCCAGAUAUUUUCACUGUCCUGAGGGAAAAGUGCAGACGUGUUUACAAGGCUUUACAUGGAACUCCAGGUCUGAAGCUGGUCGGCGUGCAGUGUGCCCCGGCUCUCCACUUACAGCUGGACAAGAGUUCAGGCUCCAGAGAUGCUGACAUGCAGCUGCUCCGCGCCAUCGUAGAUUAUUGUUUGGAGAGACGUGUGGCUCUUACCCUGGCUCGCUACCUGGAAAAAGAGGAGCGCUUCCUCCCCUCCCCCAGUAUCAGAGUGGUGGUCACCGUCGAACAGACGGAGGAGGACAUCCAGAAGGCUGUGUCCUGUAUCCAGGAGGCAGCUGCAGCCAUCCUCAAAUGACCCUGAGCUGUUUGUCAGAGCUGAGACUGGGCCGACAUCUCUGGAGCUUUGAGUCCACUCAGUGGACAUGGUAGGACAUCACUGUGAGGGGGACACUGAUCCACAGACUGUGAGUCUGGCACACUGAGCGUGUGAAGAGGACUUUACUGAUAAAUUCAUCUUAUAUGUUGUUGCUUUGUGUUUGUUCAUCUCUAAAUUUUUUGCCUUUGUUCUCAUUCAUCACGUGUCAUCAUCAUCAUGCUACAUGUACCACAUGUUUUAUUUUGAAUGUAAGAGUGGACUUUGAGCAGGACUGACUGCAGCUGACUUCCUGCUGUGAAUGAUAUCGGUGUCAAGUCACUAAGACAGAGAGUAGCUGCAAUGAGAACAGACGUGAUCUCCACAGACCAAAUGACUUGUUGUUUUGGUGUACUGACCAAAGAGGAGCCGCGGCGCUCACGCUUUUAUUUAAUACUUGCACACAUGAACUUUACAUGAGGCUUGUGAUUUUAUUUGUCACUGGCUCUUUUAGCUCAAAUACACUGAGUUUUACACCUGCAUAUUUUGUUCUUUUUUUAAAGUCAACAUUAUUUCUGUUUUGUUAGAGCUUAUUGCGUUCUGAUCA